UCAGAUGAUAUCAUCAAUGUUUUGGUGCUCAUGUGAUUCUCGGUAUAGUGAAACUAAAUAGUGAUAAUAUAUUUUUCAUUACGUUUAGUAUUUGUGUGGAUAUUUUCGAUUAAUUUCCCGGUCUUUUGACAGUUGGACUGUCAAUUUGACGUUUGUGAAAUUGUGAAAAUGGCAGAGUUAAUAUCGGUUCCGUUGAAAAAACCUUCAGAAGUAGAUUUAGUGACACCUCUAAAAAAUUUAAUCCAGUCCAGAUAUAGUACUGCUGAUAAGCCUGAAGACUGCAAUGAAGCAAUAAACGAGUUAUCAAAACUUAGAAAUACAGCGAUUUGGAAAGCCUUUGAGAAGUAUGAGAGUUCACUGGACAUUAUUUAUGGAUAUUAUGAUCAAUUGGUGUCUCUUGAAACAAAAAUUCCGGCACAGGAAUUACAGGUGCCAUUUAAAUGGAAGGAUGCAUUUGAUAAAGGCUCUAUCUUUGGUUCCAGAAUCAGUUUAACGAUUCCUUCACUCAGCUAUGAGAAAAUUUGUGUCUUGUUCAACAUUGCAGCUUUACAAAGUGCAGUGGCCGCCAGUCAGAGUGUUGAAAAUGAUGAGUCACUUAAAUUGGCUGCAAAGUUAUUACAGCAAUCAUCAGGCAUUUUUAAUCAUUUGAAAUCAACUGUAAUGUUGACUAUACAACAAGAUCCCACUCCUGACCUAAAUCCUGACACUCUGGGAGCUUUAUCAAACUUGAUGUUAGCGCAAGCACAAGAAAUUUUUGUUCACAAGGCCAUCCAUGAUAAUAUGAAAGACUCGAUUGUGGCAAAAUUGGCUUCCCAGUGCGAGGAUUUGUACGGCGAAUGUUUGAAAGUGUUUCAAAGGGAAAAUCUGAAAAAUAUAUGGGACAAAGAUUGGAUCCCAACGAUUGCAGGGAAACAGGCCGCACUUCACGCCGUCGCACAGUUCUAUCAAAGUUUGGUGUGCAGAAGCAACAAACAAAUCGGUGAAGAAAUUGCAAGAUUGGAACAUUCAGUUUCGCUGUUUCAAACAGCUCAACAACGUUCAGGCAAAGCAUCACUUUUCCAAGAUUUACAACAUAAAGCUCAAAGAAACUUAACUGAAGUAAAAAAAGAUAACGAUUUCAUUUAUCAUGAAAGAAUUCCGGAUAUAAAAUCAUUGGAACUUAUUGGUAAAGCUCAACCAGCGAAGGUUUUACCAUUAGCACAACCGAUGAGUCAAGCAUUUAAAGAUUUGUUUAGUGAGUUGGUACCAGUGGCAGUACAUCAGGCUUUGGCUGCUUAUGAUGUGAGAAAAACCGAGAUUGUUAAUGCUGAAAUCGGGCGUCUUAGAGAAUCUACUACCACAUUGAAUGGAAUUUUAGCUUCGUUGAAUUUGCCGGCUGCAAUUGAAGUUACUGAUGGUAGUUCAGGGCUGCCACCUUCAAUUAUCGAAAAAGCCAAUACUGUAAGUCAGUUAGGCGGCAUAAACGAAUUGGAAAAAAUGAUAAGAGAAUUACCAGAUGCCUUGAAGAGGAAUCAGGACAUACUAGAUGAAACUGACCGAAUGUUGAAUGAGGAGAAACAAGCAGAUGAUUCUUUGCGCCAACAAUUCAAAGAACGUUGGACUAGAACACCGUCCGAUAAAUUGAAUGAAAUGUUCCGCUCAAAUGCUGCAAAAUAUAGAGAGAUUAUUAAUAACGCAGUUCAGGCUGAUAAAGUGGUCCGUGAAAAAUUCGAGUCUCACCGCGAGGGAAUUGCUCUUUUGAGUAAAUCUCCGGCUGAGUUACAGGCAGCAGUCCCUCAAGGAUCAUCCGGCACCGUGACGAAUUCUUCGGCUGUUAACACGUUAAGACAGUUGAUGGAAGAAGUUGAAACAAUCAAAGCAGAACGCGACGUUAUCGAAUCAGAAUUAAAAAAUACCAACUUUGAUAUGAAAACUAAAUUUUUAUCGGCGUUGGCUAAAGACGGGGCUAUAAGUGAACCGGCUUUAUCUGUUGAAAACCUUGGUCAGAUAUACGGCCCUCUUCAGAAACAAGUUAGAGAGAGUAUUGAGAAACAAGAGGGUCUUAUCGCAAAAAUACAACAAGCCCAUUCCCAGUUUAUCCAAGAGAGAGGGUCAACGGCUUCCGGUAGGGAGAGUAAAAUGGUCCAGUUGGCGGGUGCUCAUGAUGCAUUUAGAGACCUUUUGAACAAUUUAACAGAAGGAACAAAGUUUUAUAACGAUUUGACUCAGUUAUUAGUCGCUUUCCAAAAUAAAGUAUCUGAUUUUUGCUUUGCCCGGAAAACUGAAAAGGAAGAGUUGUUGAAAGAUCUUACACAGGAGUCAAGUAGAGGGUCGAUGCCGACCCCCACUCAACCGUCCUAUUACACAGGUCCAGAUGUGAAGAAAGAGGCUCCACCGAGGCCCCCACAGCCCUCGCAGCCACCCCAAGCUCCGCCGGCUUCUGGAGGAGUCCCAUAUCCGGUUUACGUCCAAGGAAUGCCUGUACCCUACGGGGCGUCCACUUCUACCCCCUAUCCCGCUUAUGUUCCACCACCCAUGCCUCAAGGGUACAACCCAUAUGGAACUAUGCCAUAUCCCAAUUCGUAUAAUUAUCCAGGGGGAUUCCCAGCUGCGCCAGGUUAUGGACAACAACCACCACCGGGGAGUUACCCCCAACAACCACCGGCGGGAUAUCCCCCACAAAAUCCAGGGGGAUAUCCACCAAAUCCCUGGUAAUGAUGUGGUCGGUGUUGUAUUUUAGGUGCGCAGUGAUUAAGUUUACAAUAGGUAAAUUUUGAUCAUUAGUUUAGGAAGUUAAUUAUUAUGAGUGGUUUAUUAAGAUGUAUCAUUUUUUUAAAGUUAUAUGUAGCUGAGAGCAGUUAUUGUUAAUCGAGUCUGUCAAUUUUAUCUAAGUUGCAAAAUUAAUUUUUGUAUAAUAAAAUAUUUUUAUACUAUUAUUAAUGUUAAUUAUUAUGGAUUGUAAGGAAAUUAGUGCCUCUGUUUGUAUUAAUCUUUCAGAAUAAAUGAUUACCAAAUA
This is a messenger RNA of Tribolium madens (black flour beetle), 2995 nucleotides long. RefSeq names its product programmed cell death 6-interacting protein (gene ALiX). The record is from RefSeq and is a predicted model, not a curated record. Lineage: Eukaryota; Metazoa; Arthropoda; Insecta; Coleoptera; Tenebrionidae. The transcript is spliced from 11 exons. Gene Ontology annotation, cellular component: endosome. Gene Ontology annotation, molecular function: protein binding. Gene Ontology annotation, biological process: mitotic cytokinesis. The coding region runs from base 169 to 2694 and encodes 841 amino acids.